Pogonomyrmex barbatus (red harvester ant) is the source of this 967-nucleotide messenger RNA. RefSeq names its product BCAS2 pre-mRNA processing factor (gene BCAS2). Lineage: Eukaryota; Metazoa; Arthropoda; Insecta; Hymenoptera; Formicidae. The record is from RefSeq and is a predicted model, not a curated record. Gene Ontology annotation, cellular component: Prp19 complex; precatalytic spliceosome; catalytic step 2 spliceosome. Gene Ontology annotation, biological process: mRNA processing.
UUUUUAUUCUCUGACGUAACGCCUGAUAGGUUAUUCAAAGAAUAAAUUAUUUACAGGAAAUUACAGGACCCAACUUAUUUUGACAUAUUAUGGCUGGAGAAGUAAUCGUUGAUGCUCUGCCCUAUAUCGAUCAAGGAUACGAUGAACCGGGAGUGCGAGAAGCGGCAUUGGCGAUGGUGGAAGAAGAAACACGCCGUUACAGACCAACGAAAAAUUAUCUGGAACAUCUACCACCUCUGUGUAUAACUGCCUUUGAAACAGAAGUACUUAAGCAUGAAUUCGAGAGGAUGCAGAAUCGCUUGCCAAUGGAAGUGCUUAGUAUGAAACGUUACGAAUUGCCACCACCUCCAUCUGGCAAGUUGAAUGAUUUAGCCGCAUGGAAUGAAAGUGUAGAAAACAGCAGUGCGCAAUUGGAGCAUCAGGCUACUAGAAUCUGUAAUUUGGAACUGAUGAUGGAUUAUGGCUGUGAAGCAUGGAAAUCUUAUUUAGAGGUAUUAGUUCAGUUGGUGAGUCAGGCUCAGAAGCAAUUACAAAUGUUAAGGAAAAAGAUUCAGGAGAUCAACUGGCAGAGGAAGUCAAUGCAGACUCAAGGAGGUGACAAAUUGAGGGCACUCGAGGCACAAUGGGUCGGUUUGGUGUCGAAAAAUUACGAGAUCGAACAGGCGUGUGUGCACCUAGAAGAGGAGAUGCAAAAAAUGAUGAUGAAUAAAGAAGCUGUGGAGAUCAAUGAUGUACCAGCAGAGGAGGGACCAGACAUACCGGAAAAUAGUGUCACAGAAACUAUGGCGUUGCAGAUGCAGCAGCAGGAGAAUCAGGACGUUUAAUGAAUUUUUGUGUGUAUAUAUAUAUAUAUAUAUAUAUAUUGAUAAGUAAAAAUAAGUAAUUUAUAUGAAACAACAAUUUUAUAGUAAGUAUUUGUGAACGCAUUCUGGGGGAUAUCUAUAAUAAAGCACAGUUUAUUUCAUUA